Messenger RNA from Lagenorhynchus albirostris (white-beaked dolphin), 1314 nucleotides. RefSeq names its product membrane bound O-acyltransferase domain containing 4 (gene MBOAT4). Gene Ontology annotation, molecular function: serine O-acyltransferase activity. The transcript has 3 exons. Gene Ontology annotation, biological process: lipid modification; peptidyl-serine octanoylation. NCBI's taxonomy places the organism in Eukaryota, Metazoa, Chordata, Mammalia, Artiodactyla, Delphinidae. Gene Ontology annotation, cellular component: endoplasmic reticulum membrane. The record is from RefSeq and is a predicted model, not a curated record. Bases 1 to 1314 code for a protein of 437 amino acids.
AUGGAUUGGCUUCAGCUGUUCUUCCUCCAUCCUGUAUCACUUUAUCAAGGGGCUGCUUUUCCUUUUGCGCUUCUCUUUAAUUAUCUCUGCAUUAUGGAUUCAUUUUCCACUCAUGCCAGGUACCUGUUCCUCCUGGUGGUAGGAGGAGCCCUGGCAGUAGCCGCCAUGGGUUCCUUCGCUGUGCUGGUCUUCAUCCCCGCUCUGUGCACCGUGGUCCUGAUCUACUCGCUGGGCCCCCAGGACGUCCACAGGCUGACUUUCCUCUUUCAGAUGAGCUGGCAGACGCUGUGCCACCUGGGUCUGCACUAUACGGAGUAUUAUCUGCAAGAAGCUCCUUCCACGAGGUUCUGCGUCACUCUUUCUUCCCUCAUGCUCUUGACCCAGAGGGUCACAUCCCUGUCUCUGGACAUUCGAGAGGGGAAAGUGGCAGCAGCAGCAGCAGGAGGAGGCAUCAGGAACAGGAGCUCUUUGUCUGAGCAUCUGUGGGGAGCUCUGCCCUAUUUCAGCUACUUGCUCUUUUUCCCUGCUCUCCUAGGAGGCCCCCUGUGUUCCUUCCAGAGAUUUCAGGCUCGUGUUCAAGGGCCCAGCAGUUUGUAUCCCAGGCACUCUUUCUGGGCUCUGACCCGGAGGGGUCUGCAGAUUCUGGGACUAGAGUGUCUGAAGGUCGUGGUGAGGCGGGCGGUGAGCGCAGGGGCAGGACUGACGGACUGCCGGCAACUGCAGUGCGUCUAUGUCACAUGGUCCACUGCCGGGCUCCUCAAACUCACCUACUACUCCCACUGGCUCCUGGAUGACUCCCUCCUCUACGCAGCGGGCUUUGGAUCUGAGUUUGGUCAGAGCCCCAGUGAGGAGGGAUACAUCCCUGAUGCGGACAUUUGGACGCUGGAAACAACCCACAGGAUAGCUCUGUUCACCAGAAAGUGGAACCAGAGCACAGCUCGGUGGCUCCGACGCCUCGUUUUCCAGCAGGGCAGGACCUGGCCCUUGUUGCAGACGUUCGUCUUCUCGGCUUGGUGGCACGGACUCCACCCGGGACAGGUGUUUGGUUUCCUCUGCUGGGCUGUGAUGGUGGAAGCCGACUACCUGAUUCACACCUUUGCCAAUGUGUUCAUCAGAUCCGGGCCGAUGCGGGUGCUCUACAGAACUCUCACCUGGGCCCACACCCAGCUCAUCCUUGCCUACAUAAUGCUGGCCGUGGAGGUCCGGAGCCUCUCCUCUCUCUGUCUGCUGUGGAAUUCUUACAACAGCGUCUUUCCCACGGUGUAUUGUAUUUUGCUUUUUGUUUUAGCGAAGAGAAAGCAUAAAUUUAACUGA